AUUAGAAAGUCACGUGCUCCGACGCCACAGCAUCCUUUGACAAGCUAGCGGAUUAAAGAAAUUGGGCAGAGGUCCAGCACCGUGCCAAGAGAGAGAGAGAAAGAGAGCGAGCCAGUGGCACAAAGAAGCGCUCUGCUGGCGGCUCUGGGAAACGUCGCUAAUAGCAAUUAAAAGAGGAGGGCGAAAAUAAAGCUGAAAGAGGGACGCCUUUUGCACGACUUGCGGAAGCACAGGAACCAGCAGCGAAGAUUCCCAGGAGAGAGCUGCGAUGUCAGAAGUUGUCCCAGAACCACGCCAGAAGCCGACUGUGCCGGCAAAGCCCACCUGUGCGAACAUAAGCAUGGGCUCACAACUGCUGGGCUAUGUCGGUAUCGACACUAUUAUUGAGCAAAUGCGUAAGAAGACCAUGAAGACAGGAUUCGAUUUCAACAUCAUGGUUGUCGGCCAGAGUGGACUUGGCAAGUCCACACUUGUGAACACACUGUUUAAAUCACAAGUGAGUCGAAAAUCUUCAAGCUGGAACAGAGAAGAGAAAAUCCCAAAGACUGUCGAAAUCAAGGCCGUGAACCACGUUAUUGAAGAAGGUGGAGUUAAGAUGAAGUUGACCGUCAUUGAUACUCCAGGGUUUGGAGACCAAAUCAAUAACGAAAACUGCUGUGAUCCUAUUGAGAAAUAUAUCAAUGAACAGUAUGAAAAGUUCCUCAAAGAGGAAGUCAAUAUUGCUCGGAAAAAGAGGAUCCCCGACACUCGUGUGCACUGCUGCAUGUACUUCAUCUCUCCUACUGGACACUCACUGCGGCCGCUGGAUGUGGAAUUCAUGAGGCACCUCAGUAAGGUGGUUAAUAUCAUUCCAGUCAUUGCUAAGUCUGACACCAUGACGGUGGAGGAGAAACAUGAUUUCAAGCAGCGGGUCCGUAAAGAACUGGAGUUCAAUGGCAUUGAGUUUUACCCCCAAAAAGAAUUUGAUGAAGAUAUGGAGGAUAAGGCAGAAAAUGACAAAAUCCGGGAGAUGAUGCCUUUUGCUGUAGUAGGUAGCGACAAAGAGUACCAGGUCAAUGGGAAAAGGGUACUUGGGCGGAAGACACCCUGGGGAGUUGUUGAAGUUGAAAACCUGAAUCACUGCGAGUUUGGUCUUCUGCGAGAUUUCUUAAUCAGGUCCCACCUGCAAGAUCUGAAAGAAGUGACCCACAACAUCCACUACGAAACCUACCGUGCCAAGAGGCUGAAUGACAAUGGCGGGUUGCCACCUGUGAAUAAUCCGGACUCAGAAGAACAGCACGAGAGCAACUUGUGAACAGGAGGCCUGUUACCAACCCCCUCCACCCAAGCCCCAACCAUUGACCCUGCACCCUUUUCCCUCACUGCACCUGCAGCGUCUUCCCAAAUUUUUUUACUGAACACUUUUAUCUGUGUAUCUAAAUGGAAGUGCAUGUAUGUAUGCGGGAAGUGAGCUUGUUUUCCUAGGCCAAAAGAAAUCCUCAGAUAUAUUUUUUUAAAUGUAUUUUUUUUUUAUUUUACUUUUUCAUCUUUCCACACUUUAAUGAAAGCUGAGCUUCAGUUCAUUUUUCAAGUCUUAAACAUCUCCAACCACACAGAAACUGAGUUCCAAAAUAAUUAUUUGGUUUACCUUCCUGUGUCCAAAAUAAUAACGUACAUGUCGACGCAGUAACAUUGUUUGGAGGACAUUGCAUUCAAAACUGUUAAUGUAUUGUAAAACUGUUAUGCACUAGACCUUCAAUAACCAUUGGCUCUAUAACAAAUUUACUGAAACACCAUGAUUGAAAUGUAUUUUCCAUUAAUUCUUUGAGGGCUGAAUAUUUUUUCCAAAAAACACAGUUUUCUGAAAAGCACACAAAGCAAUGGUUUCACACAAAAAUCAACAUAAAACAUCUGACGCUGCUCGAGCUGCUCACGGGCAGUGGCGGCCGCAGUCGCAGAACAGCGCAAUGUGGUUUGUACCUCUUAACAUUGUAAGCGGCAGCUACAUGAACGUGUUCAGCACCACGAUCAGCUGAUGCUGAUACCUCGCUUUCAUUUUCGAUUACUUGCACCAAAAUCAGAGUCUGACAAGUCAGAGUUCAAUUCAGCGAUAAUAUAUUAAACGUUGUUCACGGAGUAUUUUACUUGGCGCAUUUGCUUAGAUCUCUCUCCAGACGUCGAUGCCAUUUUCCCCAUUGUUUGCUCUUUGCUACUCAUGUGAGCGCUGGGAAUCUCAGUCAAACCAACAUAGCUAAAUGUCCUUUAAGCAAAGAGAGUCAAACUAAAAUAUAAGGUGCUUUUUUUCACCGUUUACUGCUCUUGACAAAAGUCAACAUCUGCCCUGAAAAAGUUAAACUAAAAAAGCUCAGAAACAUUUAUAAGACAUUUUAACAUUUAAUGCAAAAAAUUUAAAAAUCUGCAGCUUUUAUUAGUUUUACCCAACUUUAAUAAAGGAAAACUCAACUGUAUCAAUAAGGCUCUUAGCUAUGUAAUCACAAUUCACUUUGUGGCCCCUAUUUAAAUAGAUUAAUUGUUUCUGCACUUAAUCUGUAGAUGCAGAAAUAUGCAGCACAGAGCAGCAAGUUUGUUUUUGUUUUUUCUGUGAAAUUCUAAAAUAUGAAUAUCGUCAUCAAAGUUAUCAGGAGUCAGUACUUUCUCCUUCAUUCCAUUCUGUUCAUUUUCUUGCUUAUUAAUAUUUUGCUGUCCUUUUCUUUUUGCAUACUUCUAGUAAACAAUUGAAUGUCUACACGUUAAUCACCACCUGUUUAAGUAGCAGCUUUAUUGAUUAAAGGAGGGUACUGAUUAGAGGUUUAGAAAAUAAUUAUAAAUAAAACUAACAACACCCAUUGUUUUUGCACUAAUAGCAUAAUUAGGUUUAUCAGCACAAUCCUACAGAUCAUUUUCAAUUUAAAUCUUUACUUGUGACUUGACUUCAUAAUGAGCUUACUUAUUUGGAGAUUUCACUGCGCACAAAGAUGCUUUUGUAACUGUGUAUCAGUGCACCACACUGCACUUAAUAACCAAUCACAUCACUUCUUCUCAAAUUCACUGAAUCUGACCAAUCAUAUGCCAUGCGAUUGCAAAACUCAGCCUCUGCCACUGAGAGAACUAUCAGAUAAUUACUUGUGUAGGAAUGCUUCAAGCCCUCGGAGAAAUAACAACCAGCCCAGCCUCCCGAGCUACUAAGUGAUCAUUUUUAAAUUUGGCACUUGUAAAUUACAAGGAAAAUUAUCAGGAAUGUUGUCAUUAGCAUUUCUGAAUAUUUUAAGUGUACAAUUUUAGAGUUUUAGAUUAGUAUUUUUGUGUUUACUACCUUGUAAUUUGAUCACAGUCUACAUGAUCUGAGUUGUCAUGCAGGGCCUGCUUCUAGGUCUGUGUAGUUGUCAUCAGUGUUAUAUCAGCAUUUAGCAGAGAAUAUAAAAACAGAAAACAAAAUGUAUAAAUCACUAUCAAUCACCCAACCAAAUUACUCUUCAAAUUAAGACCCUCAUCCAAGCACUAAACCACACUGUCUGCUGCCUCCCAGAUUAUUUUAUUGAAAAUCUAGGCACCCUAAGUGUAAUGCUGGCAUAUUACAGACCAUACUGCAGGGCAUUAGCUUUGCUCGAGGGCCCAAUGGAGUAACUACUGGCAUUUAUGGGAUUCGGACUGGCAACAUUUUCGAUUACCGGCGCAGAUCCCUAUCUUCAGAGCCACCACUCUGCCUCUCACAGAUCACACAAGCACUUUAAAAAAAGUAGGCUCUGCUUUAGUGCCACUUCCAUUACUGUUCAAACAAUGCUUUCCUUGCUGUGUGCUUCUUAAAUCCACGGUUUUCAAACUUUUUUGAACAAGUACCACUCCGCGAGGACCAGUAAACUGAAGUACCACUGUCAAUGAAUCGUUAAUUUACACCCAUGUUGUUUUGAAGAAAAAGUCACUAUAAUCACUAUAAUGACUAUAAUUAUGACGUUAAAGUGAGAUUAAACUAAUUAAGGAAAUGGGUGCCCGCGCUAAUAAAAGCCGGCUUGGAGUCUUCCACGCAUUUACAGUAGUAUACUUAUAGUAUACUGUAUAUGAUUAUAUGCAACAUAUUGGCAUUCUAGCAACAUCGAUUCGUGGAAAAUAAAGGACCACACGAGUACCACUUGGCAUGACUUGAAGUAUCACCAGUGGUACGUGUACCACAGUUUGAAAACCUUGGUCUUAAACCACGUUAAAUGUUUCAGUGAAUUUUUACAGAGUUUUCAAAGUACUCUCACUGCACAUGCUGAUGCUUGACAGUGUUCUGCCCAUCCUCUGAGCUAGACAAUAAUCAUCUUCUAAAUGGUGCCUUGUCUGUGACACAUAACAACACUGUAGCUUUAGAAAUAAUUCUAGACAUAAAAGGUACUGCCCAAUGAGCAUUCACAAAAAAAUAUUUAGAAACCAUUUGCCAACUAAAUAUAUUCUUGGAAGGGUAAUGUACACCAUUAAGGUUUACAUACUGUAGGCAGAAGAAGGAAUUCAACUGAUAUAGUAAAUCUACUUUAGAUCCUAUAGGACCAGAAACUAUUAGCAUGGAAAUCAAAAACAAAAUUUAGGUACUGCAAAAGCAUCUCUUACUCGUUUACUGUUAUGUAACAAGACCUUAAGAAACACUUUAGGUCUUCAUAACACCUGCAAAUCAUCAGUAAAGUGUUUAUUCAUCUCUGCAAUGUGUCCUGCUAACAGAACUUCACUUUGGAGUGGUCUUGAUAGUACAUAUUUAGUGUAAGACCUGUGAGUCCUUCACAUUAGCAAGUUAUUUUACCAUCACGUCAAUUUGCCACAACGGAAAGAGAUAAAUAACUGAUCUACUGAUCAAGUGUUAUGAAGUCCAAAAGAAGCCUUUGUUAAGGUCUUGUUACAUAAGAAUACAUGAGCAAUAGAUGUAUUUUUGUGCUACCUAAACUAAAGUGUUUUCCAAAAAGUGAAUGUUCAUAGACAGAUAUAGAUACUUUAUUAAACCCAAAGGGGAAAUUCACAAUUCAUAGUACCAAACUGGAAUCCCACCAGCCAUUGUUUUUACAAUAUGGCAAUUCAAGUUAGGCCUUAACAUUAUACCUAACAAUAGGCAGGAGAGAGGUCAUUACAGAGAAAUAGGCCAUUGAAUAGGUGAUGAAGUGUCUCUCUUGGAGUGCCAUGGUUAUUGGUGGUCUAGUGUAUUUGUACAAAAUGAAAACUCUCAGUUUUAUUAGACACAGAAGCAAUACGGCCUGUCCACACCUCCCUGUCCCCCCUGUCUUAGGCUGUGCUAUGUCUUCAUGGUGCUAAUUGUUGUAAACAACAGUAUUUCUGUUUAACUGGCAAUGUCUAAUACUUUAGAAACAUAUCUGCCAGAGGACAGGCAUUUUACAUUUGAAAAUAUAUGAUUGACAGAUAGUUUGCCCCUCUUUUUGUUCCCUAUGUUAUAAGAAAAAAAAAACCUAACCAUGAAAGGUAAAUAAUGUAAGCUGAUGUCUCAAAAAUGCAUUACGUCUCUGAUCAGUACAGGGAAUGUGUAUACCUUUGCUGCAAAUUUAUUUAGAAAUCAUUAGUUGCAGAGAGGGAAACUGUGCAAUCUCUUGCAGUUAUUAAAACAAUUCAAACCAAAGUACUCUGCAUAUUUUCAUCCUCAGAUGGAUUCCCGUCCAUGACUAGAAAAGCCCCAGCCAGCUGUGUCCAACGUGGGGGUUUGCUGCAUAGGGCAGUGCUGUGGCCAUCCGUGGGGUUUUCAAGUAGUGGACACUGCCUGCUGACUGUAAGUCUGUACAUGAGCUUAUGGCAUAGCUUUUCAUUUUUUUUCUUAGAAAGCCACGAGUAACUAUGAGUGAGUAAAUGGGCCAUUGCUUACUCUGGGUAAGACUGAGGGAUGUUCACAAUUUGUAGAAUAUUACAUUUGCUUCUAACAGCAAUUUUUGCAUAAUUCAGACUGAUAUUAUGGAGGGCAUGUAAUCUUGAAGUUCAGAAUUUGGAAAAAAAAAAUGCAUACGUUUUAUAAUUGGAAGCUGUCAUUCUCUGAAGCCAAGUGUUUGAGGUGUGUACCCUUCAGUUUGAAUAAUCUUGGAUAAUGGCGUCUGACAGCUAGGCUUCUCUGUCAGUGUUACAAAUGUGUAGUGAAGCGUGAGUUUGAAAACUCUGUGGAAUGGUGUGUGCAUAGCAUGUAGCACAAGUACCAUUUAUUUUUUACUCCUAAAGGCCACAGGGAAUGACUAUUAAUUACAAUGCCCUUGUAAGUCUUUGUACCCUUAGGUCUACCUUGCAGCAGAUCUUUAGCUAACAGGAUUUUCUAAAAUUUUUUUGGCCAGACCUAAAUAUUUAUUUAAAAAGGACUGCUAUCCAAGUGAAAUAGCUUGGAAGACAUAACUGCAGUGAAAUGGCUGGCUAUUACUUUAAUCAUCAUAUCAUCAUUCUUGUUAACUUGUCAUGCUCUAAUAUAUCCAGUUCACAAGAGCAACUAAGAAAAUUACAGCUAAAGUGGUGGUGACCUCGGCUUGAAUAAAGUUGUCUUUACAACUGUGCAAACAAAAAUGAAUAAAGAAAUAAAGAAGAGCUCCAACGUGCAAAGGUUUGUGAGCCUAACAUCUGCCCACCUUCAAGAGCGAAUUAUAAAGCGGCAGGCGAAAUAAGAAACUCUUGCAUUUGAUCUGACACGUAUGAAAUAACUGAAAGCUUUAUUUUAUGUAUGUCAAUAGUAGUGUCAGUAUUUUUACACACACGAUAUGACGUACUGACUCCAGCUAAAGACUUUUCAUAUCUGGUCUUUGGGCAAGUGCAGUGCUGUCAUUUCUGAGCGAGUUCUUUCACUCGGCGAUCCAUAAAUAAAUAUUCAGCCACAAGCCGUGUGCAAUUUCAUAUCUUUCAAACAAGUCGCACACUAUGUGUUAGCUUUUUACAGCUUUCAAUUUUUAGACUGUUUUUUUUUUUUAUAGUGAUUUGAUCAGAUGGCAGUCUCAUGGCAGCUCACCAAGCCUGGAUGAGACCCCUGAGCCAGAACAAAUUAGAGGGGUAAUACUGACUAAUAGGACCACUGCAGCUGAUAUUCCAUUGCGUAGUUUUAGUGUAGAGGAUGCUGACCCCCUGAUUUCAUUCACCCCUCUCUUUAUAGUAUAGAACAUAUCUUUGAUAAUGGAAACUUAUCAUCCUUUUUUAGUUAGAAUUACAACAUACUUUCUUAUUAAUAAUGGUGUUCUUAUUUCACCUUUGUUGAUAUCAUCCAGCCAUCCACUUUCUGACUAUGUUUAUUCAGUAAUAUGGUUAGAAAACCCAAAUUCUCUGAUAGCACCGGACACCGUUUAGUGUCAUUUUAGAGUCGAUUCAAAAUGGAUAUUUUAGGAAUAUGGGACGAAGCUGGAAAAAAAAAAACACACACAUGAGCAGACUCUUCACUGGUGGCGAGCUGCUGAGAGUCAACCCCAGGUGCCCAGAGCCGUAAAAAUAGGAGCAAAAAAAACACUACCACCAUCAUUUGUAUUUUCCCAGAUGUUAAAGAAAAAUCACUAUGCCUACAAAAAUAAACCUUCUGUGCUGUGUUCCGUUAAGAUGGAUUUUAGCAAUCAAGGAUAUAAUUGCAGGCCAUCUCCCUGAGUGUAUUGUUUGGAAGAUAACUUGUUUUUGUUCUUGUGUUACUUUACAUAGCAGCAGCAUUUCAGUAGUGAUUUGAAACGGAGCUGAUUGUUCCUUUCUUAAAAUUUAACAAUGAAAUCUCCCAUGUAAAGUAAAGCCAAAAUAAAUAUUAGUUGGAUAAUAAUUGCAUCAGUAAACCCAAACUCUGCAAUACACCAUUUGGUCCUGGUAUCCACCUUGUGCCCGAUGCUGGCUAAUAGAGGGAUAGACAGAUCCAGACUCACUGCUGUUCACACAACCAUAUCAAAUUGAAGUGUAGAAGCCAUAUGUUUGAUUGGGAGGACUAGCCCUGUAAAGCAUGCUGUACAAACCCUGCACAAUCUUCACAUUUCUCCUGCCUUAAAUGAGUGUACAGUGGCAUAGACCUGCUGACAUGUACAGUUAUAAGAGCACUAUGAGUGUCAAAUCUGCUGGCAGGGCACACCAUCACCUGAGAAAAAGUUUUAAAUACAAUGCAAAAGUAAUAACUUACAGGUAGGACAUUUUAUAGAAGUAAUUUAAACGACUAUGUGGUCUUGAAUGAGCAUCAAAUAAACAUCACAUAUUACGCCUGUUCAUGAACAGUUAAUUUGUCAUACAAAAGCAGUUAAAUCGUGUUAACGGGGUUUAUGUGUGUAUCCGGUGCCAAGAUGAACAUUCGACUGCACAGUGUCUGUGCUUUCACAUUGGUGUAAAUCAGCCUUAGGCCAGAAAUGUAACCAUUUUAAUCCAGGGUUAACUCAUCUCAGACUAUGUCCUUGGGUCCUGGCUAAGUCAAUCCCAGAGUACAACCUUCUAGGAUACAAACACAACUCACAUAUUUGAGCACAUUUUCAACAUUGUAUUACUCUAAAACCCCAAUGGCCUCAGAUCAACUCCUCUCUUCUGCUUCCCACGCUGUUUAAUCUUACCUUACCUUUUAAGCUAUGUGGCUUGUGAAAUGUGCACACCACGAGUCCAGCAGCUGCUUUGCUUCCAAGUCUUUUGUUGAAUGAUACUUCCGCUCAGUCAUGUUGCCACUGUCUCCCUCACAUUUGUCUUGUUUGCCCAUCCAGGCUGAUGUCAAAUGUAUUUUCUGUUUAAAGGGCAUAAACAUUUUAAACACCUUGUCAUUGAUAUGUGAAAAGCCAUAUCUCAGAAAAAAAAAUUUAAUAACACAUAUCCCUCCCCACCCAAGAACCCCCAAAAUAUCACCCAAUAAAGACGUGUCUAGAGGUUUUGUGUUAUAUGUGUAUGUAAUUGACAUUAGGGGCUGUAUAGUUGUAGCGCUGCUACAAGAAUAAUGCUACUGUACUUUUUGUAAUUGUUGUUACAGUUUUGUGUACAAAAUGUGUAGUUUGCUAUUGUGAAAAGUAUUCUGAAUUUGCCAAAAGAACCUGUAUUAAGUGAAUGAAUUAUGAGUUUUUUUGUUUAAUGUUUUAUAUAUACAGUUUAUAUAUUUUUUCAUUAUGUUAUUAUUGUAUACUUAUGGUACCUGAGAGCAUCAGCCAAUUCAGCGUUACACAACUGUAGCAUAUCCUUGAAUCUUCAGAGUAAAUUGAACCAACAAAAAAAAGACAUCAAAAGCUGGAUAAUAACUAACACAGUUACAGUCAGGCCCAUAAGUAUUUGGACAGUGACCCAAUUUUCCUAAUUUUGGCUCUGUACCCCACCACAACGGAUUUGAAAUGAAACAAUCAAGAUGUGACUGAGGUGUACACUUUCAGCUUUAAUUUAAAGGGGUUACCAAAAAUAUUGUAUGAGCCAUUUAGCCAUUUUUACACACGGACCCAUUUUCAGGGGCUCAAAAGUAUUUGGACAAAUAGCUGACAAGCUGUUCCAUAGCCAGGUGGGAGCGGGUCCCUUGUGAUUUCAUUAACUAUUAAGCAGGUAGAAGGUCUGGAGUUGAUUCCAAGUGUGGAAUUUGCAUUUGGAAGCUGAACUCUCAAUAUGAGGUUCAAAGCAAAUAAAAAUCCAUGCAAAUAAAAACAGGCCAUCAUUAGGCUGAGAAAACAAAAGAAACCCAUCAGAGAGAGAGAGACCAGAAACACCAGGAGUGGUGAAAUCAACCAUUUGGUACAUUCUUAAUAAGAAGAAACACACUGGUGAGCUUAGCAGCACCAGAAGGUCUGGAAAACCACAGACGACAUCUGUGCUGGAUGAUCACAGAAUUCUGUCCUUGGGAAAGAAGAACCAAUUCACGACAUUUAGCCAAACCAAGAACACUCUCUGGGAGGUAGGCACUAUCACUGCCAAAAGUCUACAAUCAAGAGAAGACUUCAUGAAAGUAAAGACAUGGGGUUUGCAAGGUGCAAACCACUAGUAAUCGUCAAGCACAGGAAGGACAGAAUACUGUAGACUUUGCCAGAAAAUAUUUUUUAAAACCAGUCCAGCUUUGGAACAGUUUUAUUUGGACAAAUGAAACUAAAAUCAACAUACACCAGAAUAAUGGAUGGAGAAGAGCAUGGAGAAGAGAACGAGUGGCUCAUGAUCUGUAGCAUACCACAUCAUCUGUAAAACAUGGUGGAGACAGUGUUAUGGCAUGAGCAUGCCAAUGGAAGUUAGUCACUGGUGUUUAUUGAUGAUACGACAGCUGGCAGAAUUAGCAGAAUGAUUUCUGAAGUGUACACAGCUAUACUGUCAACUCUGAUAGGAUGACACUUCACAGUACAGAUGGACAAUGAGCCAAAACAUACUGUGACAGCAAACCCAGUGCUUUUCAAGGCAAGGAAGUGGAAUAUUCUUCAAUGGCCAAGUCAAUCAACUGACACCUAACAUAACAGGACAUGCAUUACACUUGCUGAGGAUAAAACUGAUGGCAGAAAGUACAGUAAAGGCCUGGCAAAGCAUCACUAGGGUGGAAACCCAGCACUUGGAGAUGGCUAUGGGGUCAGACUUAAGGUAGUCAAUGACCGUAAAAAGAUUUUCAAUCAAAUAUUGAAAAGGAUCAUUAUAUUUAUGAUAAGUUUGUCCAAAUACUUUUGCGCCCCUGAAAAUUGGAGUACCAUGUAUAUAAAUGUCUGUCAUUCCUAAAUGCCUCAUAUGAUAUUCUUGGUAACCCCCUUGAAUUAAAGUUGAAAGUCUACACUUCAAUCACAUAAUGAUUGCUUAAUUUCAAAUCCAUUGUGGUGGCGUACAGAGCCAAAUUUAUGAAAAUCUGUGUCACUGUCCAAAUACUUAUGGGCCUGACUGUAUAAAAGGGACAAUCUAGCACCUUGCAUCAAGAAUGUAGUUCAAGUAUUUACCUUACUCUGGAAUGUUCUGCUCUUCUCCUUUUCAUGUAUUCAAAGCUCAGCUAGCCUGCUGUGGAAAUGAUGCAUUAUUGUAAAUUUUUACUUGCCGUUAAUAAACACUUAGUACUGUACAUGGAAGCUAGUUUAACUGAUUGGUUACGGUUUGGCUGUUCAGAGCACAAUGUGUUGCCUUUUUGAAUAAUAUCAUUUAAUGAAUGCAUGCUUUCACAUCAGAAGUUCAUUUCUAAUGCUUUUUAAUGGGUCACUGACCAGCCAGGGGCAGAAUCAUCAGGGGUUUUGGGUAAAGCUCAGGUCAGGGAAAAGACUUAUUGAAUGACGGUGACUGAUAGAAUCUGAUCUCCUAAGCCUCUAAAGCUUGAAAAAUGGGGCUUACCAAGACUGAGAAUGCCUGGGUAGUACCGCUUUAACAGCAUGAAAGUGGCGAAUGUAAAAGGUACAUGUCCUUAAUGUCAAGAAAAAAAUACGCAGUCGGCACAGAAAGUCACCAACCCUUUUCAAAAUGUGUACAUUUUGUUAUAUGACACUCUGAAAAGAAAACCAAAUUAAACUAGGUUGUUCCAUUUUUAUUUACACACAGUAAACCCCAUUAGCUAGUCGAAAAUAAUAUUCACAGUGCUUCAUUAAUAUUAUAAUUGUAAAAUACAUUAAGUGAGUUCCUGCUGUAGCAUCACCAAUCACUCUACAGAUGACACAACAAACUAGCACCCAUCAGUGAUCACUUGUGGUGAAUUUGAUUAAUUCAGAAUAAAAGCAGCUGUUUCUAGAGGAUUCCACUGCUGGAAAGAAGCCAUACAGGGCAGAAGAAAAAACUUAAGCGUGAAAAGGCACAAGUCAGGAGAUGACUAUAAAAGUCUUUAAGAAUCCCAUGGAGCCUGUGGGAUAGUUAAAGUCAAAUUAAGUGAAGGCACACAGCAUCACUCAUACAUAGGCAUCAGAAACAUUGUGAGCCCCUAUGCUCCUGGGGCCCCCCAUCCAGUGUCCAUUGUGCCCAUACAUUAAGAUGGUCCUGACCCAGACCCUCCUAAACCAGGCUAUCCCUCCAGAGUGAAACACCAAACAAAAGGAUAAAUAAUCAGUGGGGCUAUCAAGAGGUCAAAAGGCAGACCUUUAUGUGUGAUAUCCCGUGUAGUGGGAAAGUGUUCCCAACAUACACUCUGGACAUCUGAUAGUUCAUGAGGCGAACGGGAUCAGAGGAGAGAAGAGAUGCCAACCAAAAUUGAAGGAUGAAAGGUGCCAAUUUUAUUUACAAAGAAACAGCAGUGUCAGGUGGGCUUUGUUUCACAGUCCUUCAGUGCUGACACUCCAUCAAAAAGCUAAUAGAAGAAGAAAGGAAAAAAUAACGGAAAAAAGUGUGUACUUACAGUAAGUACAGGGUGAACCAGAUCUAAUUAUGCAGAUCGUCUGGAUGACUUUGAUUUAUGCGGGGACGAUUCCAGUUCGGCGCAAAGACGAUUCUUCAUGUCAUCAGUUCGCACACUUCUCGAUGGUCCGGGAUUUUUCAGGUGAUUUUCUAUGUAAUAAACCUAAGUUAUAGCGUAAUGAAAAUUACAUAAUUAGAUCUGGACCACCCUAUACAGUGCACUCCUACCCUUCUCUAUACAAAAACUACACACACACACACUCCAAAAAUAAAGGCAGUCUUUCUUCUUUAUCCCUAGCUCAGGAAGCUCCUCAAAAAGGGAUAAAAUAGAGGAAAAAUAUCCAUCAAUCCAUCCAUCCAUUCUCCAACCCGCUGAAUCCGAACACAGGGUCACGGGGGUCUGCUGGAGCCAAUCCCAAUCAACACAGGGCACAAGGCAGGGAACCAAUCCUGGGCAGGGUGCCAACCCACCGCAGGACACACACAAACACACCAAGCACACACUAGGGCCAAUUUAGAAUCGCCAAUCCACCUAACCUGCAUGUCUUUGGACUGUGGGAGGAAGAGGAAAAAUAUGUACAAAAGAAAUCAAAAAGAAAAAUAAUUGCAUCAAACCCAAAAGAAAAACUGUCCAAAAACCAAAUAUACGUAUAUACUGUAUACGUCCACCAAAACUAUCACUCGGAGAUACAUUAAUAAAAUAAUAAAAAAAAAAAAACAGUACUUACAAAGCCGUCAAGAGUCAAGUAAAAUGGCAAUUGCUCCCUGAAUAGCUCAGCAGUGCCUAACCCUACCUCACCUUUAGGUCCAAUGACGACACCCGUUGGCCAGCAAACUGCCUAAAUAUAACCGGCAAGGUUAUCCAGCCGGUCCCACCACCCCCGGCUGCCCCAUGCACCUAUCCAAGUCUACACUGGUGCGUUCACGCCACGCGCUGGGUAAAUUUCCAUUUAAAAAUCGAACCCCUGCCGUUCAGUGUGGUGGGUGCGGGACUGCGCUAUCAGCGCAUGCUCCCAAUGAACCUGCGGGUCGUGCCCACAGGCCCCACAGAGAGCCAACCGCUAUGCUGAGCUCAAGGUUGCCGACGCUCCAGUUAACUAAAACUUACUUACUUAGACUACGGGAUCUCCAACUCUUACUCAACCUCAGUUACAAAUGCAAAUGCCGGAUUUUUCUUCCAGGCGCACCACACUUUAAACCGCCUACUGGCGUGUGAACUUGAACACCUGCUGAGGAGCCCGUACUGGCCAUUAUACCGGUUCUCCAUGUGAGUUGAGAGCCCCCACGCCUCACAGCGCGUUCCUGCGGCAGUGCCGUUCUUUUACGCUGGGGUCCUUUUACUGUUAUAUGCAUAAAGGUUCAGUUUAGCGUUACUUUAUCUUAAAUUGGUACGAUGUGACAAACAUGCAACAAGUUCCUCACAAAUCUGGCCUGUAAAAAGGCACUACUUAAAAAGAUCACGUCAGUAUUGGUUUAUGUUUUGCUAAAAACACCUCUAAGAUUCUGUGGCCAAGUCAAAACUGGUACUGUGGUCAGAUUAGACUGAAGUUGAACAUCUGGGCCAGGAUAGGAUUAAACAUUUUUGUAUGGCUAAAAUUUUGUUCCGAUGUUCUAAUGCAAAUUGACACAUCUGGCAAAACCCUAAUACACCCCACCAUCCAUAAAAGCUCAAUUUUUACAGUAAAGAACAUAGGUGGCAGCAUUUUUUGGGAAGGGUUGGGGAUGAAUUUGUCUUCUGUUGGCACUUUGGUACAUGUUACAGUAGAUGAGAGAAUGGUUGUAAAAUAUUGGCCAGUUAUUGAAGAAAACUAGUGAGGAAGUUAAAUAUAAGAAGAUGAUCCAACCUUCAAUGUGACAAUGACCCAAAGCACAGAGCCAGAGCAACCAAACUGUAGCUGGAGGACACAAAGGUGAUGGGGACUCUGGACUAGGACGCACAAAGACAAUCUAAAUUCUCCUGAAAAUCGUUGGAAUGACUGGAAGAGAACAGUCCAUCAACGGUCACCGCAAUGUUUGACUGAGCUCGAACGAUUCAGUAAGGAGAAAUUGGUGUGCAAACCUGACAAGAGAUGAAUGCAAUAAAGAGAGGCUGUAAUUCAAGCAAAAAGGUACUUCACACUCAGGUGGGCAUUCUCUUAUACAACUCAGUUAUUCUGUUAUUUUCUUGCUUUGUUUGUCGCUUGGAUUUUUACCAGAUGCAGUCUGUAAAUACAACUGACAAAAGUCUGAUUUUAUUAAUCUUCUUUGUGGGCUAUGCAAUAAAAAAUGGCAAGAAUAUUAAAA
Messenger RNA from Erpetoichthys calabaricus (reedfish), 14439 nucleotides. It is a transcript of the gene septin3, whose product is annotated as septin 3. Gene Ontology annotation, biological process: cytoskeleton-dependent cytokinesis. Lineage: Eukaryota; Metazoa; Chordata; Cladistia; Polypteriformes; Polypteridae. Gene Ontology annotation, cellular component: neuron projection; microtubule cytoskeleton; cell division site. The transcript has 10 exons. Gene Ontology annotation, molecular function: molecular adaptor activity; GTP binding; GTPase activity. The record is from RefSeq and is a predicted model, not a curated record. The coding region runs from base 269 to 1294 and encodes 341 amino acids.